Messenger RNA from Ectocarpus sp. CCAP 1310/34, 4600 nucleotides. Lineage: Eukaryota; Phaeophyceae; Ectocarpales; Ectocarpaceae. The record is from the annotation of a GenBank genome assembly.
AUGGAGCGCGAGAGGAGCAAGGGGGAGAGGCGCGAGGUGAAGCUCGCUCUCGCCGCGUCCGGCAUGGGCCGGCGCGGCGGAGGCAGUGGGGGGAUAUCCGGGAGUCAAGACGGCGGUCACGCAGCAGCUGGCGGCGAAAAUCACGACCGAGAGAAGAAAAAGGGUGACGUGUUCAACGACGACCCCGACGGAUUUUGCCGCUACCACCAGUCCGAGCUUCACACCAACGAGCAGUUUUGUUGUCAGCAGCGACUGCGGCGCGCGCGUUCGAGAGAAGUCGCCGAGGAACGCCGCUCGGCGGUAGCCUGCGAGGGGGUAGACCGCCGCCAGGGCCCGGCCGCGGUGGCGGGCGAUGGGGAGAGGCCCGGGGCACGCGCGUUCUGGCCAGGGAAGAGAGCAGGCGUACGUGUGUACUACGCCCACGAUGAUGGUGGCUACUACGAAGACUACGGCGACUACCACGACGGAUACUACCACGGCGAUGGCUACCACGACGCCCCGUACGCCCACUACCCCGGCGGUGGGGACAGCUACAGCUUCUCCUCAGGGUACGAAGGCAGCCUUUCAUCUGACGGCGGCAUCCACUACGUCUACUACCCUCCCGCCGGCGAAGAUUCGUCAUCCGAGCAGCCACGUCAGCCCCCCCCUGCGAGCAGCAGCAGCACCGCUUCCUCCUCGUCCUCUACCCCUUCUCCUGGCGCGCCUCCGUCUUCGGGCUACCUCCACCUCUACACGGCACAAUCGGUGCCUCUAGGUGCAAGCAACAGUUUUACCAACAGUAGCCAGCACAUGUUCGACCUGCAAGAGAUCCCCGCCAUUGUAGGUGAUGGUCGACUGCUCGAAGUGCAAGCUAUCGGUAGCAUCAAUCUUAGUUUCUUUCAGGAGGAUGAGAAUGGUGGAAAAACGACGAUGUGUGUGAAGCUCACUGACUUGUCUGUAGUAGAGAGCCUGAGCUUCAACUUGUUUUCAAUGCAUGCUGUUUCUCUGAAGCAACAUAUCCUCCACGACGAGCGUGGCGCAACCCUACAAAAUGGACUGCUCUUUGCUAAAGAGGAAAAAGCGUCUGCAGCGUAUGUGAUGCGGUUGCCAUACGACCCAUCUGCGACUGUAGUAGACUCUGCUGCUUUGCCCGCAUUCGUGACUGCCCCCGAUUCCGCCCCCGCCGUUGGCUCCGCGUGUUUUUCCCAAAAAGGGGGCUCCGCGGAAUCAUGGGUGUCCUUGUUGUGCUUUCCGCCCGCUGGCGAUGCUAGCGUAAUACCUUCGAGUGAGAGCGUCCCGCCUGCCGACUCUGCCAAUGCAAUACCUCCUUCGGCGUCCGAGUUUGUGUGUGUGGAUACUUUUCCGGGUAUGGAUCUUGGAGAUACGAGUGUGCUUACCAACGAGCAGCUCAUGGAUGGCUAUGAUGACACCCCAUAUCAAGAUUUUUCCCCCGUGUUUGUCCCAGAGAGUGACGCUGCGAAUGUGGCUGGUGUUUUGGAUAGCAUAGAUGAGGGUGCUGAUUUUGACUUGGGUGCGGCCGCGCUUGGCCCUGGUGCGUCCCCGUUUGCUCUUGGUUCAACUGAAAAGUUCGUUGACAUUAACCGCUUCCACCGCUCCUUUGCCCACGCUUGCGAGCCUCUUUUGAGAGAAACUGUCCAGCAGAAAGGCAUCAUGCUCACGGGCAAGCUGGAACCGUGCACGGACUGCAUGAGGGCGAAGGGCAGGCAAGUGUCGGUGCCGCGGGGGCCGGGAGCGCGGGCGUUUAAGCCACUCGGGCGUGUUCACCUGGACCNCUUCCACCGCUCCUUUGCCCACGCUUGCGAGCCUCUUUUGAGAGAAACUGUCCAGCAGAAAGGCAUCAUGCUCACGGGCAAGCUGGAACCGUGCACGGACUGCAUGAGGGCGAAGGGCAGGCAAGUGUCGGUGCCGCGGGGGCCGGGAGCGCGGGCGUUUAAGCCACUCGGGCGUGUUCACCUGGACCUGUUGUUGGACCCCCUCCUGCGGUUCAUGCCUGAGACCACCGGGGCGACCGGUGUGUGCCUGUGUGGACCGCUGGUGCCUUCCCUGGGCGGCAACCUCUACCUGUUCGUCGCCGUGGACAGCGCCUCGCGGUGGAACAAAGUCUACGGUCUCCGGCGGAAGUCCGACGCGCUGGCGGCAACGAAAAGGCUGCUGGCGGACGUGGGGCGGUACGACCUCGGACGAAUCGAAUGUUUCCGCGUCGACAACGGCACAGAGUGGACCCGCGGCGAUUUCCGGCGCUUCUGCGACGACAACGGCAUCAACGUCGAGUUCACCCCGCCUGGCGUCCCGCAGUACAACGGCGUCGUCGAAAGCGCCAUCUGGCGCAUCAUGAAGGCUGGCAUGGCCGCCCGCCGCAGCGCUGGCCGUGUGUUCAACGUCGACUUCGCCUCCAUCCCCGGCCUCGACGAGUGCAGUGACCGUCUUAGGAUGGAAUCGGCGGAAUGGGUCGCCGACGCUCUCAACCAGUCCGUCAUCAAGGCCAACCCCGGGCGGCGCUCGCCGCACGAGAUGUUCACCGGCGAGCAAGGGCCGUUCCGCGUGCUGCCGUUCUUCCAGCCCGGCUUCAUGCGCGAGGAUCGCCGCACCAAGCUCGACGACCAGGCCACCCUCUGCUACUACCUGAACGGCGGCGAAAACCACCCGAGCGGCACCGUCAAGGUCCUCAAGGCGUCCACCGGCCGCGUCGUCUACACCAACAACGUGUCGUGGGUGACGUCGGCGCCAGCCGGCGAGGGGGGUUCCGCUGGUAUCACCGCUGCGCCGACACCCCCCCCGUUCACGCCGCCGGUCGUCUCGAUCAACUUCGGCCCAGCACCGACGCCUUCGACCGCCGCACCGCCGCCGCCAGCGCUCACGCCGUCGCCCGCUCCCGCUCCCUCUCCCGCUGCCGCUUCGCCACCUGCCGCAACGCCGCCGCCAACGACCACGCCGCCGCCCGCUCCCACGCCUUCACAGCCGACCUCACCCGCUUCGUCGUCACCGUCGGCGACGCCCGCUCCUGGCCAGCCGUCUUCUGCCGCUUCGCCGUCACCGUCGGCGACCCCCGAUCCAGACCAGCCGCCGCCGCCGCCGGACCCCGCGAUGCCCCCGCUUGCGGCUCACGCCAUGCGGCAGCUUCGCCCGGGUACAAAGGCCGAGGGUAUGACAGACCCGCGGCUGCCAAGCCGUACGAGAUCGGGCACAAGGCACAGCACAGGACUCAUCUCGAUGCUGGACAAGAACACUCUGGUGUCGAUGCUGGAGGCUCGGAGCGCGGUGGAUGAGGAGCGCAGAGAGCUGGAGGGGGCAGAGGUUGGAGAGCCGGAGGGAGCGGGGGGCGGAGAGCAGGCGGAAGCACUCGCAGCGGUGGAUCCGGAGGCUGGAGGAGCGGGCUUUCCACUCACAUGUGCCACGCUCCUCGCCAACCGGGAAGACAUCGACGCCACGCUGCGAGACCAGCGCCCGCCGGAGCAACGCCCUUACCUUCCGCACUGCCAGGCCAGCGACCUUCGUGUUCCAAAGAGCUACAAAGAGGCGAUGGCGUUGGAGCACCGGCACCUGUGGAGCGACUCCACGAAAAGGGAGUUUUAUGGCUUGUUGGAUCCGGGGGCUUUUACUCCGGCGAAGAUAUUGGCUGCUUUGGCGUGCGAGUUGAACCUCGACUUGUGUCAUUUCCAUAUUGAGCAAGCUCUUGUGCGUUCGGAGUUGGAGGAAGACGUGUACAUGCGUUUGCCGCAGGGAUGUGGAGCUCUAUCUGGAAUGAUUGUAAAACUAGCCAAGAGUCUAUAUUGCUUUAGACAGGCAUCUAGGCAGUGGCAUGCAAUGCUGAAGAUGUGCUUGGUGGCUGAAGAACCUGGAAGAGUUGAGAUGUUAUUCUGGGUGCUAUACGAGAGGAACAAGGAGUCCGGUCGAUUGACGAUUUCUCAGCAGACUUUCACGGAUGAGCUAGCAGCAGAGUAUGGAAUUGUGGAAGGUAAGAGCGUUCCGAUGUCCUCGGGGGUGAAGCUUUCUGAUUUUGAUGCGGAUGAGAUAGAGACAGACUAUCCGUUUCGUGAACCAGUCGGAUCUUUGAUGUGGCUGGCGACUCAGACAAGACCAGACAUUGCGAAUGUAAGGACAGUAGCUAGGCAUUGCUUAUCUCCAAAGCAGGUCCACUGGGAUGCAGCGAUAGGCAUUUUUGGGUAUGCGAGGAGGACGAGUCACUUCGGUAUUUCAUUUCAGAGAGGUACGGUAGAGGUAUUCAGCUUGCAGGGGUACGCUGAUGCGGACUUUGCACGCAAGGCAGNCUUGCAGGGAUACGCUGAUGCGGACUUUGCAAGCAAGGCAGCAGACCGUAGGUCGGUAUCAGGGGGGAUCGUGACGUGUUGAGGAGGCGCCGUGUCUUGGUUUUCCAGAACGCAGAAGUGUGUUACGCUUUCGACGACAGAAGCAGAGUACGUUGCGCUUGGGGACGUAGUGAAGGAGAUCUUGUUCUUGAGGCAGAUUUGGCGUUUCAUGUUGCCGCAGGUCGGCAUGCCGUGCAUCCCAGUCUUCGAGGACAACCAGGGGGCGAUUCAACUAGCGCAGAACCCCAUCUCAAACUCGAACUCGAAGCACAUAGAUGUAAGGCACCAUGUUU